AUGUUGCAGUCUUUAUUAGAUAAAUUUUGGGACGAAGAUGUUUGGCUGCCCCCGAACACGACUUGGGUGGAUAUUGCUCCAGGACCUGAUAAGAGUGUGGUGUACAAUGAUCACAGACAUCUUCUAUAUCCCCUGCCGAUGGCUAUAGUACUUAUAGGUCUACGGCAUUUAUUAGAAAAAUACUGGUUCGCGCCAUUCGGAAAGUCACUAGGUAUUAAGAACACGAGACCAAAGAAAGCACCAAAUAACCCAAAGCUGGAGGCUGCCUACCACGCCUCCUCGAAAAUUAGACAUAAGCAGGUAUGCUCCCUCGCCAAACAAUUGGACAUGACGGAGCGGCAGGUGGAGCGCUGGUGGCGGCUGCGCCGCUCCCAGGACAAGCCCUCGACCCUGGUCAAGUUCUGCGAGAACGCGUGGCGUUGCGUCUUCUACCUGUACAACUUCUCCUACGGUCUAUUCGUGCUGUGGGAUAAGGAGUGGCUGUGGGACAUCGACCAGUGCUACAUCGGCUACCCACAUCAGGGUUUAACAAACGACGUGUGGUGGUACUAUAUGAUCUCUUCAGCAUUCUACUGGUCGCUGACCAUAUCCCAAUUCUGGGACGUGAAACGCAAGGACUUCUGGCAGAUGUUCGUCCACCACAUAGCGACCAUCGCCCUACUCUCGCUGAGUUGGGUGUGCAACCUUCACAGGAUCGGCACUCUGGUGCUGCUCAUACACGACUGUGCCGAUAUACUGUUGGACGCGGCGAAGGCAACCAAGUACGCCAACUACCAGAAGCUUUGCGACACUCUCUUCGCGAUAUUCACCGUUCUCUGGAUCGUGACCAGGCUGGGCAUAUUCCCGUUCUACAUCAUAUGGAGCUCGUCGGUCCGCGCGCCAAUGCUGCUGCCGAUGUUCGCCGCCUACUACAUCUUCAACUCGCUCCUCUGCCUGCUCCUGGUGCUGCACAUGGUGUGGACCUGGCUGAUCCUGCAGGUGGCCUACAAGGCCAUCACGGCGGGACAGCUCGACGGCGACAUAAGAAGCUCCAGCUCCGAGAUCAGCGACAGCUCGCACCAGUCGAAUCACAGCACGCCCAAUCGCCUCAACCAUAAAAAGGAGACA
This is a messenger RNA of Iphiclides podalirius (scarce swallowtail), 1107 nucleotides long. The record is from the annotation of a GenBank genome assembly. NCBI's taxonomy places the organism in Eukaryota, Metazoa, Arthropoda, Insecta, Lepidoptera, Papilionidae.